Molecule: messenger RNA, 5595 nt
Organism: Cheilinus undulatus (humphead wrasse)
Lineage: Eukaryota; Metazoa; Chordata; Actinopteri; Labriformes; Labridae
Product: protein tweety homolog 3-like
Exons: 15
Coding region: 560-2224 (554 amino acids)
Cellular component (GO): plasma membrane
Molecular function (GO): intracellularly calcium-gated chloride channel activity; volume-sensitive chloride channel activity
Source: RefSeq, a predicted model, not a curated record
GCUGCCGCAAAGCCCCAUCCUCCAGGGCUUUUUAAACACCGUGUUUGCUUCACGCUCUAACAAUAUCAUCCAAUUGAAGAGCCGCAGAGCUAAAUGCACUGAACCGACGGUCAUCGUGGGAACAACGCCGAGGAGCACCAACCGUUAUGGUUUAAUAGAAGACAACGAAGGCAUCGUCAAAAAAGAGAGAGAUAGAGAGAUACUGGGCUGCGGGUCACUGGGUUUGACGCCUAAUCUGCCUUAGCAUUGUCGCUCUCGGAGAAGGUAGUCAAAACAAGAGGGGGGACUCGGUGAAAUGUGACCGUUAUUCGGUUAUUUUCAAUGUGGUUGGGACUGCAGCCGACUCGGUCGUUGCAGCUUGCUCGGUACGUUGAUGCAGCAGCGCACGGCUGAGGGGUUAAAAUCCACCACCGGAGCUUGGAAGACAAUAGGUGAAAUACACGCCGGCCUGGACUCCCAAGACUGCACUAAACGACGGUCUGAAUCCACUUCACUCUAGUGUCCGUGUGAGUAAUCUGGUCAGAGAGUGAAGUGACAGCCAGCAGGUUGCUGGUUCAGCAUGGCAGCUGUAGUGAACUACUCCCCACCUUGGUGGGUGAAUCUGCUCCACCGGUUGCCUCAUUUCAACAUCGAAUUCCAGCUUGUGAGCAGUGAUUUCAGGCCGGAGGACUCUGAGUAUCAGAAGUCUGUUUUGCUGCUGGGAGCUGUGGCGUUACUAUGUCUGGGCCUGGACCUCCUCUUCCUCCUCUUCUACUCUUUUUGGCUUUGCUGCCGGCGACGCAAGAGUGACGAAUCCUCACAUUCUCAUUCGCACUCCCAGCAGCCCAGUGCAGACUGCUGCUGCACCGCCUGGUGCGUCAUCAUCGCUACACUUGUCUGCAGUGCUGGGAUUGCUGUGGGAUUCUAUGGAAACGGGGAGUCAAGUGAUGGAGCCAAUCGUUUGGCGUACUCCCUUCGUCAUGCCAACCGCACCGUAUCUGGGGUGGAGAAACUGGUGACAGACAGCGCCUUAGCCUUAAACCAGACAGUGGAGGAGAAUCUGGUUCAGUUGGAGACAGCCUUCCAGGAACAGACAGACUACGUAUCCAUCGUCCAAAAGCUGCAGGGACAGCUGGACGAGCUGGUGAGGCUGAUGGCAGAUGUCCCCUUCUGGACCAAUACAGACAUCUCGCUGGAGGACCUGGCCCGCAAGACGGAGGCCUUUGACUUUUACAGGUGGUUGGGAUACCUUGGAUUGCUGCUGUUUGAUGUUCUCAUUUGUCUUCUGGUGCUGUUUGGCCUUAUACGCAACUCUAGAAGCACCCUGAUUGGAGUGUGUCUGCUUGGGGUUUUGACUCUGAUAAUCAGCUGGGGGUCUCUCGGCCUGGAACUGGCUGUCGCUGCUUCCGCCAGCGACUUCUGCGUUUCCCCAGAUACCUACAUCACCAGGGUAACCAAGGAAAAUGCUGUCAUCAACCAAGAUAUCCUGCAGUAUUACCUGAGGUGCAACUCUGGCCAAAUCAACCCUUUCCAGCAGAGGCUGUCCGGGAGUCACAAAGCAUUGGUGGAGAUGCAGGAUGAUGUGGCAGAGCUACUGAGAUCAGCAACACGUGAUUAUGCCAGCACCAAGGGGAGUCUUGAACAGAUCCAGACCGUGCUUAAUUCCACCGAGGUCGGCCUCCACCAGCUGACCGCUCUGGUCGACUGUCGCAGCCUACACAUGGACUACGUCCAGGCUCUGACUGGGCUCUGCUACGAUGGUGUUGAAGGUCUCAUCUACCUGGUUCUCUUCUCCUUUGUCACUGCUCUGAUGUUCUCCUCUAUUGUGUGCAGCGUGCCACACACUUGGCCUGGGAAGAGGACGGAUGAGGAAGACGGAGAGGACGAGUCGGGCGCCUCACGGGGCGGUGUGCACGAUAACCUGUACCGCGUUCACAUGCCCAGUCUCUACAGCUGUGGCUCCAGCUACGGCAGCGAAGCUAGCCUGCCUGCUACAGCCCACACUGUCAGCAAUGCCCCCGUCACUGAAUACAUGAGCCAGAACGCAAACUUUCAGAACCCUCGGUGUGAGAACACCCCCCUGAUUGGCAGGGAGUCCCCUCCACCCUCUUACACCUCCAGUAUGAGAGCAAAGUACCUGGCCACCAACCGACCAGACCAGAACCGACGCUCCGUACCCAACGACCAACUGGACCCCGCCAGCCGACCUCACCCCACUGCCCGACCACAGUCCUCCGUCCACUAGAGACCUGAGUCGCACCAGUUCAUCCCGGUACUGCCUGAAUCCAGUUCUCAAAGCCAAUUUCCAACUCAAAAGAGAUGAAUGCUUGAAGUAAGACACGGUUUGUCAAGGUCUUCUGGAGCUCCCCAACACACAAAACGCAGGACUCAUCAACCAAACACCUCGGCUAAGGACUGCACUUUGAUGGUCAAACUCUUCUCCUCAGCCCACAAUUAUCAAAAAAAGAAUAUUCAAAGCAGAAGAUAAGAAUCCCUCUUCCUCCACUAGGAUCCGCACACUGCCCUCUAGUGGAGACAGCCACUACCACCACUCAGACCGCACACUCUCACACAAACAAGAGCAAACACAUGCACCAACACCAACACUGUACAGAGCUGUAAAUAGCAAACAUGUGCUUUACUCUGAUUUCAUGAAAAGUAGACUGUUGAUUCAUUACUGGUGAUGUGGUGUGCUGUGUGUUUAUCAUGGAAACCUUUGCUGUAUCUCUUAUACAAACACACGCACACAUCUGUCAACCACACAUCUGUAUAAAUAAUAAGCCAGUGAAUCAGAAAGCCAUGUUUAAAUAGAAAUAGGUCCACCGCAUACAUACACGUUCUCUUUAACCUUACAUUGUCGUCUAACUAAGACUUGAACCAUGAGCUUGAAAAACGUGUCCACAUGUUUCUUCAUAUUUGUUUACGUGCACAUGCAGUACACAAGUCGAUUAAUGCAUUUCAAAUACGAGCCAGAAACCCUGAAGUUGAAUGACUGGGAACAGAGUGAGAGAUAAAGGAUGUAGGAAGGCUCAACCUGUGCCAAAAAACUCUAAAAACGAGAGAUGCCUGUUCUGUCCUCUUCUCCUACUGCCUCCAGAUGUCUCAAAAAGGGAAAAAAAAAAAACUCACUUGGAAUGUUUUCCUCCUGACUGUACAUAAUAAGGAGAACAGGAAAAGACUUUCUUAACAGAAAAACGACGGACAGAAGUGAGAUAAAACUCAAUGAAAAACGGUGACUACACAUUUUGCAAGGUGCUAUGUCAGACAGUCGAGGUCCCUGAAGACGAUCAGGUCUGAGGGGGGCAGAAUAUUUUUUUGUUUUUUACCUUAAUGUGUUGUUUUUAUUCAGGGAUGUUAGGAAAAUGAAAAGCAGUAAAAAUAUAACCAUUUUUUAUUAGUGCUAAAUGGAAAUUGUGUCCAUAAACAUGUUGAAAAUAUGCCCCUGGUAGAUUUAUGGAUCACUUUAUUAGGUACACCCAUCCUGCUACUCAUCAACACAGAUAUCUAAUCAGCCAAUCACAUUACAGUAAGCAAUUCACUUGGGCAUAUAGACACAGUGAAGAAAAUAUGCUUAAGUCCAAACAGAGCAUUAGAAUGAGGGAGAAAGGUGAUUUAAGUGACUAUUGUUGGUCUGGCAGAUUUUCAUGCUGUUUACACCUUCUGACCCUACCGUUCAACUUAUCUGACUAGGCGAUUCUUUUUCUUUAGCAUUAUAAAAAAAUGCCUCAAAGACCUCAUUCCUCAGCCACUGCUUUUGUCGUCCAGGUGGGAAAGUAUCCAAUUUAAAUGUAUUAUUAGGGUGUGAGUGUACCUCAACAAUCAGGCUGCAGAUCCCUAUUUUCAUGUUCCUUCCAUCCAUCCAUCCAUCCAUCCAUCCAUCCAUCUUCUUUCGCUUAUCUGAGGCCGGGUAGCAGUGGUAGCAGGCUGAGCAAGUCAACCCAGACAUCCCUUUCCCUAGUGACACUUCCCAACUCCUUCUGGGGGAUCUUAAGGAAUUCCCAGAUCGAACAGGAUAUAUAAUCCCUAAAGCACAUACUGAGUCAUCCACAAGGUCUGCUGCCAGCUAGGCAUGCCUGGAAGACCUCCAAAGGGGGGCGCCCAGGAGGCAUCCUAAUCAGAUGCCAGAACCACCUCAAGUGGCUCUUUUUGAUACUCUUAGUUCUCUUCAGGUGUCAAACCUCCUCACCCUCUCUCCAUGGCUGAGCCCAGACACCCUCUGAAGGAAACUUGUUUUGGCUGCUUAUAUCUGCAAUCUCAUUACCAAGAACUGAUGACCAUAGGUAAGGGUUGGGAGGUAGAUCAACUGGUAAAUCGAAAGCUUUGCCUUGCAGCUCAGCUCCUUUUUCACCACAGCGGUCCAGCACAACGCCCGCACUGCUGAUGCUGCACCAAUACGCCUGUCAAUCUCACGCUCCCUGUUAUCCUAACUCGUGAACAAGACCCCAAGAUACUUGAACUCCUUCACGUGAAGCAGAGACUCAUCCCCAAUCGGAGAGAGUAAUCCACCAUUUACUGGCAGAGAAUUUCUCAUGGUAUUCAGAUCAAAUUUCACUGCACAACUCUCACUUAACAAACUGAACAUGAAUUCCCUGCAGUUUGUGAAAUACUCUUAAGCGGCCCAUUGGGCACCAACUACAUUGCUGAACCAACUACAUUUAAAGUCACUUAAUUAAACUUUUUUAUCACUCUGAUGCGUUGUGUGGACAUCAGCACACCGUUUUGACCAUGCCUAAAUGCAUUGGACACUGCAAUGGAGUUGGCUGAUUUGAUAUUUGUGUACAUGUAGAGUUGAACAGGGGUCCUUUAUAAAGUGAUGCGUGAAUGUUUUAACAUUACAAACAAGGGUCCAAGGAACGUCAAGAAAGUGAGUGUUUUUUUAUGUUUUAUCAUGAGCUGGAAUUCGGGAUGUGAAACUGUGACAAACUGUUGUAUUUUGUUUCUUCUUUACUUCCUGUGUUUUAUUUUGUAAACUAGUGGCCUCUUAUCAACCUGAAGCCACUAUUUCUUUUUGUUUCUUCUGUUUUUUUUUUUAACCCACAAGCACAAAUUCUCCUCAAUGUGACUCUGUGAGAUGGAGAAGAAAAAAACACACUGCCUGGGACACUGCCGGUGGAUUAUCUCCUCCUGCCCUGAAACUCUCUGUACAGUGUAAAAGAAAAAAAAAAAAGACGUAUCCGUAAAUCUGUAUGUGUGACAUCACUGCAGCGUGAUUGGCUAUUGCUCUAUCUCAGUGUUAGUGUGUGUAAGUAAAGUGAUCAGUGUGUCUGACUGGCAGCAAGCAGGGGCCAGCCUAUCUAGCCUGAGUCAUUACUACACAGACGUCACGCAUGUUCUUAUGCACACAAACAUGCUGUACAGACAUCCUCAUCUAAAACACAGACAUGACUUCAUAUAAAAUACAUCGUUUCCUACUUUUGACCUGUUUACAUUCACUUCUAGAGCUGUAGUAACCACCUGCCCCUGCCACAACCCUGACAUCACACUGAUAACCAUUUGCAUUCUGGGUGAUGUAGUAGAAGUUUCAGAGAAAACCUGGAAUGUAGAAAUUAGCAUUCAAACACAUUUCAACCACCCAUUCCUGUACAGCAUUUUAAUAUGUUCCUCUUAUUAAUCAAU